This is a messenger RNA of Durusdinium trenchii, 978 nucleotides long. The record is from the annotation of a GenBank genome assembly. NCBI's taxonomy places the organism in Eukaryota, Dinophyceae, Suessiales, Symbiodiniaceae.
GAGCGGCCCUCCUUCGCCUGGGGCGACGUGCAGCCCUUCGUCGAACGGCACUUCUUUGGCGCUGUGGAGCUGGUGAAGUCGCUGCCGUCGGAGCGGGAUUUGAACUUCCUGGUGAAAUUGGACGAGGAGCUGGCGGUCUUUAAGGUCCACAAUCCCACGGAUCUGCAGGACUUCGUGGAAUGUCAGUGCCUGGCCCUGGAGCACGUCGCCCAGCAUGGUGCCUGCUGUCAGCGUUUGCUCCGCUCCAAGAGCAAGGAGUUUCUCAUAGCCUUGGAACUCGAAGGCCACCGGCGAUGCAUGUGCAGAGCCCUGAGUUUUUUGCCCGGGCGUAUGUUGGCAGAGGUCGCGCAGGAGAUGGCGGAGAGUGGGGAGAGAUUGGCACAGUUGUUUGAUGCGGUUGGGACGGCUGUGGGGCAGGUGACGGCAGCGUUGCUGACUUUUGAGCAUGCAGCUGCAGAGCGCGAGUUUGUUUGGGACCUCCAGCGAUGCUCGCAAGUGGUUGAUGCUCACAUCAGUGAUGUUGAGGAGGACAAUCGUGCUUUGUUGCAGCGUGUGCUUCAGUGCCAGAUGGUCGAGUUAAGGAAUUUGCUCCCGCGACUUCGGCGCUCGAUUGUUCACAACGACCCGAAUGACUACAAUCUGGUGGUGAAUGGUGGGCAGGUGGGAGUUCUGGACUUUGGAGACAUGGUGCACAGCUACACUUGUGCAGAUGCUGCGAUUGGCAUGGCGUACCUUCUGUUCCACGUCCCUAGCAGUAUGCCUUUGGUGGAGGGGGUCUUGCCUUUUGUUCAGGGCUUUCAUCGAGCCUGCCCUCUGGAAGAGGUGGAAGUCGAAGCACUUUUUGGUUUGGCGGUAUGCCGUGUUUGCACCUCUCUAUGCAUGUCGGCACAUCAGAGCAAACUGGAGCCCGACAACGAGUACUUGCUGAUCAGUGCCAAGCCUGCGUGGAGGCUCUUGACACGAGUCGAUUCAGAGAAG